This is a messenger RNA of Hippocampus zosterae (dwarf seahorse), 2069 nucleotides long. RefSeq names its product zinc finger protein 112-like. The transcript is spliced from 7 exons. The record is from RefSeq and is a predicted model, not a curated record. Bases 194 to 2011 code for a protein of 605 amino acids. Lineage: Eukaryota; Metazoa; Chordata; Actinopteri; Syngnathiformes; Syngnathidae. Gene Ontology annotation, biological process: regulation of transcription by RNA polymerase II. Gene Ontology annotation, molecular function: DNA-binding transcription factor activity; RNA polymerase II cis-regulatory region sequence-specific DNA binding.
AAAAGAGGACUACGUCAUAGCUACUCUAGCCCGAUUGGUUCCGCUUGACUUGAGGGAGGAGAGCUUCCCUCUCGUUGUCACAAACAUUCGCGUUUUUUUUUAAACCCGAAAACUAUUUUACUUUUCAGACCAAGACACUUUUUGUCCCAACAACCAGAGACGAUCUCAGAAGCACACACGCUUUCGCAAAGCGAUGGAGAUCAACAUAUCUCUUCGUUCCAAGCUUUUCUCCAUCAUGGAGACGAUGGCCGAAUCCGCCAUGGCCGAGCUAUGCAAGGCGGUGGAUGAGGACACGGUGGAGCUGCGUUUGGAGUUGUCACGACUCAAGACGCUCAACUCGGCGCUGACAGAAAAGGUUGACACUCUGGAGUGUGAGCUGACGGCGGUCAGGAGCGACGCGAUCCGGAUUUCCCGGAGUCACCGUACCGUCGCCAUCCAGACAGAUGAUGACGUUAACGAGUCUGCGGUGUCUCCUGUCAUUGAGGGUGUCUUUGGACAGGACUGGUGCUUUAAUUUGUGGAAAGACAAAUUCCGUGCUGGUCCUAAGAUUGAUGCUCAGCAAGUAGAUGCUGAUAUGAUGACUUCAAUGGCUCUGGACUGUUUCUCUCCGGGCGAAGUGCAGGAUUUGGAGAAAGGUGCAGAGUUUUCUAGUUUUGAGUCUCUCUCAGAGGCCAUAGAAAGAUGGCAGAGGUCCAAUUUUGUGGAGCUUUACAAGCGUAGCUCCAGAACCGUAGAGAAUGCCAAAAAGCGGGCGAGGAAAAAAUCCUACAGUGACUAUUUAGUGUUCGCCGAGCUGGACUUUGCAUGCGCCCAUGGCAGCAAAGGCCCUGAUUUGAAACGUUGUCCAUUCACCAUCAAAGUGAGAGUUACACCUGAUGGAAGGAAGCUUUACAUAAAAGACAUCAGUCCUGCAAAUUGCCACAAUCAUGAACUCUCCCAGGUUGUGCUGACCGGGCCCGAAUCAGAGAAUUCCGAUGUGAUUCAAGUCAAAGUAGAAGAUUAUUUGGAGGGCACUGCUGGCAGCUUCUCCCAGGAAACACUCAGUCAAGAAACACACAACAGCGCACCCUGGACUUUCCAGGAAGUGCAGACCUUCCUCUGUAUCCUCGCGGAGGAGGAGGUGCAGCGGGAGCUUGUUGGCGCGGUUCGGAACAGGACGGUUUUCCAGCUGGUCUCGCAGCGGAUGGCCGCCGAGGGCUUCCGGCGGACGUGCGGCCAGUGCCAGAUGAAGUGUAAGAAGCUGCGCUGCGAGUACCGCAAAAUCAAAGAGCAGAACAGGCCCAAAUCGUGGAGGUGGUUCGAAUUGGUGGACGCCGUAUACGGUCGUAGGCCGGCGGUCAACAAGCAAGGCGUGGACACAGCAACUCUGCUGGAGGCCAUGAUGGAAUCCGUUGACGACGAAGAACUCUUCUCAGAGGAAGUCGAGCAAAUGCCAGCGUGGCCGAUGGACAUCUCAAUGGACGCAGUCAGUAAGAAUAUUUUUUCUGAGAACGAUGGGACCGGAGAACAAGCCAUUCAGUUGAGUGACAGUUCGCAGGACGGAUGUUUCGAAUAUGUUGUAGAAGACGGUCAGAGCAAAUUAACAGUGCAAACAAGCUCAAGCAGCGAUUUGAAAAAUUACAUUUGUCCACGAUGCAACAUUGUGUUCUACAACCCCAUCACCCUGAUGAUACACCAAAGAGCCCACCUGCCCUACUGGUGCGACGUGUGCAAAGAGCAAUUUGAGACCAAGGCCAAGUUGAAGCACCACAAGUGCGAAGUGGCCCCCAAUAAGUGCCGCCUGUGCGGGAAGAUUUGGGCCAGCCGGUCGGCCCUCAAGACCCACAUGGUGGUGCACACGGGGAAUAAACGUUUCGUGUGUCGCUUUUGCGGGCAGAGGUUCGCCCAGAAGGGCAGCAUGAGGACUCACCUCAUCCGAACGCACGUCGGCUGCGGCGAAUGCGGAAUGAAGUUCGAGGCCAAGACGCAACUCCUACGGCAUUUGCUGAAACACAAGAGGCGUACCAUUUAAUGGGGAUGGGGGCAGGGGGCACGUUAAAUGAACAUUUGCUUUACAUUUGUGUAGGUUU